AUGAGUUGUCAGGUUACAGACAUUGCAAUAAGUUUACGCCUCACGGUAGAAGUUCGGAAUCGUUUGCUUUUCAUAAUCGUAUACGCAAGGUACUUCUGUUUUGCCUUCAACAUUAUAAAAAAUUUAUCGAGGGUCUUGGGUCGAUUUGACCACGGGCAAGGCCUCACCUUCAUCUUCCAAAGCAAAAUCUGUGCUUCUUCCAUCACACAGUGA
Messenger RNA from Cylicocyclus nassatus, 213 nucleotides. The record is from the annotation of a GenBank genome assembly. Lineage: Eukaryota; Metazoa; Nematoda; Chromadorea; Rhabditida; Strongylidae.